Mya arenaria is the source of this 2789-nucleotide messenger RNA. RefSeq names its product homeobox protein six1-like. The record is from RefSeq and is a predicted model, not a curated record. Bases 272 to 1270 code for a protein of 332 amino acids. Gene Ontology annotation, molecular function: DNA-binding transcription factor activity, RNA polymerase II-specific; RNA polymerase II cis-regulatory region sequence-specific DNA binding. NCBI's taxonomy places the organism in Eukaryota, Metazoa, Mollusca, Bivalvia, Myida, Myidae. Gene Ontology annotation, cellular component: nucleus; transcription regulator complex. Gene Ontology annotation, biological process: regulation of transcription by RNA polymerase II. The transcript has 3 exons.
AAAGGAAGCAUAUCUCCUUCAAAUGAAAACACAUCUUUCAUACUUCACAAAGUUUCAGUCAAACAUUACGUACAGCCAAGUAGCUGCGCAACUCUAGAUGUGAAGCGGUCGGCGAUUGGUUCGGUGCCUCUGCAGACAUUGUCGAAAGUGAAACAAAAUAUUGUGGAAACAUUUAACACUUUGUAUGUGAACUAUAACUUAAUAUAGUGAGGGCUAGUGAGGGAAAUAUGGCUUAUUUGUAAAUAUUUUUAAAUAGUUAUAUCGAAUAAAGAUGAUAUUUGGACAAGAGCGACUGGGUAUACACAACUGGAUGAAUAUGGAUAUGUUACAAGUGCAAUUUCGGCAUCCAAACGCAGCAACACUGGGGCCGUUCGGAGAGAUACCGCCACUGAUGCACGAUCAGCCGCCCCCGACGACCGUCGGCAGCCCGAAUUCCGGGAUGUUGCCGUCGUUCGGGUUUACACAGGAGCAGGUUGCGUGUGUUUGUGAAGUUCUUCAACAGGGUGGGAAUAUAGACCGCCUGGCCAGGUUCUUAUGGUCACUUCCGGCUUGUGAACAUCUUCAUAAAAAUGAAAGUGUGUUAAAAGCGAAAGCAGUGGUUGCGUUUCAUCGUGGAAAUUUUAAAGAACUAUACAAAAUCUUGGAAAGUAAUAAUUUUUCACCGCAUAAUCAUCCGAAAAUGCAGGCAUUGUGGUUGAAAGCACAUUACAUUGAAGCUGAAAAGCUUCGCGGUCGGCCUCUCGGGGCUGUCGGCAAGUACAGGGUCCGACGAAAGUUUCCCCUUCCUCGGACUAUCUGGGAUGGCGAGGAGACGAGUUAUUGUUUCAAAGAAAAGUCACGGACUGUUUUAAGGGAGUGGUAUGCCCACAACCCUUACCCUUCACCUAGGGAGAAGCGGGAACUGUCGGAAGGUACCGGCCUCACGACCACGCAGGUCAGCAACUGGUUUAAGAAUCGCCGACAGAGAGACAGAGCCGCCGAGCAGAAGGAUAGGGAGGGUAACGACAAGGGCGGCCAUCUAAACCUGAGUUCCCCCCUCUCCAGCGAGAAGAGUGGGGACAGCAACGAUGGCCUCAACGGGGAUAUUAAAACAGAGGCGGACGCCUUGACCUCCCAGUCCAUCUAUACAGAUCUGCAGAAACCACUUCCGGGAUCCAACAUAUUGUCCGGUCUGGAUAACACGCAUGCGCAACACCCAGUUGUCUCAAUGAACAAUGGUUCCUCCCAUCACGAUAUGGGACAAAUGUUAUCCGAGUAUCAGACGUUGUGACAUUAGGCUCCGGUGACUUUGGUCACCCUACACAUUGCAAUUAAUUGUUCUUUGCAAUCAAAACUAGCAUACCAAAGAUAAACUGACAUACAGUUCAGUUCAGUGUGAAAGUGUAGAGUUUUUGAAUAACAGAAAGCAUUGUCACCGAGUGCCAUAGUUUAGACACAUGAAACGUCAUUUUAUUCUGAACAUUUAUGACGUCGUCUGUGUAUUGUGACAAUCAUUAUUGCGCUGCCAUGACCAGCCAUUUUCUUGUUGAAAUGGCAAUACGUAAGAUUGACCCGAAGUUCUUGAAGUAUUUGUGCUUUAUCGCGUAAUAAUGUAUUUUCCCUUGUCCUGAGUGUUCACAUUUGCUACAAAUUCCGCAGAUGUAGACGUGCCAUAUCCAUUAAGCUCUCCUGCAAAACCGAUCAUUUGAAUGAAAGUGACAUUCGCUAUGCGAUGUGUCAAGUACAAAAGUUGGGAAAUCAAACUAGCGUCCUUUCAGCCCUUCCUGUGCCACUGUCUGGGCUCUUCAUUUCAGAUGUAUUCUAUAUUUAGAGUCCACACACAUAUACUUAGUGCUUACGGACGCGUAGGACCUAAACCCACGUGAUCGUCUUCAUUUCACACUAGGGCAUGCUAGAACGUUAGAAGGUACUUUUAUGCAAUUCAUGACAGAAUGUGCUGCGCUUGCGGCACAUGUACGAUUCAAAGCGGGUAAAUGCAAUGCCUGUUAAGGCCUCUACUUUGUGUAUUUUCUUUCCGUCAGUGGAUCUAUUGACAUGUAUGUUUGCACAGACUUUGUAACACUAGGAAUCUCGUGAUAAUUGUAUAGUAUUAUGUUCAAUCCUGUUUUGUCCUUCCUGUUAUUUGUAUUUCAAUGGCUUAUUGUGUGUACCACGUCAGAAAUAUUAAUCGAGUACACUUACAACAUAUUUACUGUACUGAAGGCUUUCUGCUUGAUUAAUAACGCUUUCUUUCAUUAAGAUUAAGCAUUUAUUUCUAAGUUGUUAACUACACUUAUUCCAUACGAAUAUUUGUAGUAAUUCUAAAUUUGAAAAAUAUAGAACUGUUAAAUCUAUAUUUAAGACAAAAGUGGAACUUUUGUUCAUUCACGUUCAUAUUUAGUCCUUGUUAAAUUACAUUAAUUGUUGUGAAAUGUUGUUCCUUUCAGUGCUAGGAAUCUUGUUGGUAAUUGAUUUUAUUUGCCAAGACGUAUGAUCACAUAUUGUAGUCAUUGUCCAAUUCUGCAAAUAAUAUGAAGUUUUCAAUGUAUUAAUUGUAAUAUAAAAAGAAAUGAAAUGAAAGUAAUGAGUGCUUUACUAGCAGAAGACCUGACCGUUUUGAGUGUUUACAUUUUACUGUUAUAACGUACUUUUAUACUUGUGAAUAUGAAUUUUCUAUGUUGCCAUGAUUUUCCUAUAAUAUGAGAGAUUAGUUUAUUAUAUGUGAUGAUAUUUCUUUAUCAUCGUUUAAUAAUUAAUAAAAAAAUAUUGUUAAUGUUUAUAUUGUUGUCAUUGAAAAAAACUGAACGAUU